Molecule: messenger RNA, 423 nt
Organism: Phalaenopsis equestris
Lineage: Eukaryota; Viridiplantae; Streptophyta; Magnoliopsida; Asparagales; Orchidaceae
Exons: 2
Coding region: 1-423 (140 amino acids)
Biological process (GO): mRNA catabolic process
Molecular function (GO): demethylase activity; mRNA binding
Source: RefSeq, a predicted model, not a curated record
AUGACCUCUAAGGGCGAGCUUGUUGGUGCUACUCCUACCGACGAUCAGCCGGAAGAUUCUAUUUCAGACAGCUGUAUUGUUAAUAUCUAUGAAGCUAGUGACUGCAUUCCUCCACACAUCGAUCAUCAUGAUUUUGCAAGGCCAUUUUACACGGUAUCAUUUAUAAAUAACUGCAACAACAUGUUCGGAACAGAAAUUCAGAUUAUUGGUGAUGGAGAAUUUCAGGGUUCCGUAGAGAUUCCUUUGCCUGUGGGCUCUAUGUUGAUAUUGAAGGGAAACAACACUGAUGUGGCCAAACACUGCAUCCUUGGAGUGCCAUAUCCGAGAAUUUCACUAACCCUCAGAUGGAUGAAUGAGGAUAAGAUACCAUUUCGGUUCAGAACCGAUCCUGAGAUUGAGAACUUGCGACCUUUUGAGUUGUAA